Cottoperca gobio is the source of this 2151-nucleotide messenger RNA. RefSeq names its product ankyrin repeat and SOCS box containing 14b (gene asb14b). Gene Ontology annotation, cellular component: cytoplasm. The transcript is spliced from 10 exons. The record is from RefSeq and is a predicted model, not a curated record. Gene Ontology annotation, biological process: intracellular signal transduction. Gene Ontology annotation, molecular function: protein binding. Bases 106 to 1854 code for a protein of 582 amino acids. Lineage: Eukaryota; Metazoa; Chordata; Actinopteri; Perciformes; Bovichtidae.
GUACUGAGGAGCCUCCUGCCACUACUGUUGUAAAAGCCACCGAAGGUACACAGCCAUCCGACUAAAGUGCAGAUCCUUGUCCAUUGACCCUUUCUGGACUAACAGAUGAACAAGGAGACAGAAGAUGACUUUUAUCAAUCGGAGGACGACUUGGAUGAAGAUGAGGCAACGCAAUAUAUCAUUGAACAAAGUCUGAUUGAAUAUAGAAAGCUCAAGGGAUUGAAUCCAAGCGAUCUGAAACCUAGUGAAGACCCUGAUGAGAUUUUCAAAGCAAUCAAGGAGGGUGAUGAAGAUGCACUGAACCGACUAGCAGGGCAACCAGAGGCUCUGUCCAGAGUUGAUGAACGAGGAUGGAUCCCGCUCCAUGAGGCUUCAGCGCAAGAGAAUAAGAGGAUACUAGAGAUUAUCUUCUCAGCAUCACCUCCAGGUGUAGCCCAGUGUCGUACUCUGAAGGGGGAGACGCCACUGUUUCUGGCUGUAGUUCAUGGACUCAGAGAGAACGCUACAUUCCUGUUACAGAAUGCUAGUAGUCCGGAUCUCCAGAAUGAUGAGCAGGAUUCUCCAUUAGUGGCAGCUAUUCUGAAUGACCAGUACGAUCUGGCCACGCUAUUGCUUCGCUACAGGGCCAAAGUAGACCAAGCAGGACCACUAAACAGGACAGCUCUACACGAGUCCGCCUUUUUAGGCCUGGAGAACUUUGUCUAUCUGCUCUUAGAAUCUGGCGCCAACCCAAAUGCAUGCGACGUCAAAAAGAAAACUCCACUGGCUCUGGCUGCACAGAAUGGACAUCUGAACGUGGUGGAGGUCCUGUUAGAAAAAGGAGCCCAUGUGUGGUGUGAAUCAGAGUCAGGCCCGGUCCUGUUUGAUGCAGCAGCAUCAGGAAACCCCGACAUGAUCUCCUUGCUGCUGGAGCAUGGAGCAGAUCCCAACAUACCUCUUUACAAUGGUCAUAUGCCAAUUCACCGCGUGGCCUACCAUGGACACAUACUGGCACUGGAGCACCUCAUCCCGGUCACUAGGCUGGACGCUGUAAAGGAAGGUGGGAUGAGUCCUCUCCAUUCUGCAGCCGCUGGGGGACAUGCCCAAUGUGUGGAGAUGCUGCUCAAAGCUGAUUACGAUCCAAACUUCAUGCUGCACCCAAGGGUGCGCUGCAACUAUGAUGACGAGCGCAGGUCUGCCCUCUUUUUUGCUGUGUCCAACAAUGAUCUUCAGUGCGCCCGCUUGUUGUUAGAGGCUGGGGCGAUGGUGAACCAGGAUCCUAUCAACUGUUUGCAGGUGGCUCUUAGACAGGGCAACUAUGAAUUAAUCAACAUGUUGCUGAAGUUUGGGGCAAAUGUAAACUACUACUCCCGUGUCAACACCACUCACUUCCCGUCAGCACUGCAGUACGCCUUUAAAGACGAGGUCAUGCUGAGAAUGAUUCUGAACCAUGGGUAUGAUGUCAAGCGUUGCUUUGACUGUCCGUACGGUGACAGUUCCCAUGACUACGCUCCUUGGACGACCUCUAUCAUCAAAGACCUGGUGUUCUGCGAGGUGAUAACAGUGUCCUGGCUUAAGCACUUAUCUGCUCAGGUGGUGCGCAUGAUGCUCGACUACACCGACCACGUCUCCUUCUGCACCAAACUUAAGGAAGCCUUGGAGGAGCAGAAACAGUGGCAGGAGAUCUGUCACAUUCAAAGAAAUCCCCGGGGCCUGAAGCACCUGUGUCGGUUGCGGAUAAGGCAGCAUCUCAGUCACCUGCGCUUGAGAUCCCCAGUUUUCAUCAGCUUCCUUCCUCUUCCUCCCAGGCUGAAAGAUUACAUACGCUACAAGGAGUAUGACGUCUACAGCAGGGGAAGCAUGGUGAACCCAUAGUGAAAACACAGUGUUUUGGAGAUGUUUUUCAAGUACAUGUAUUAUGUACUUUAAGCGUUGCAUUAUUUACACAAAACUGUAUGGGCUUUGGAGUUCUGUGUUUUAAAAAGCUACAAUGCCUCGUUAUAGUGACAUCCUUGAUAAUAAUGUUAUUAUUAUUAUAAUUAUUAUUAUUUCAUACCUAGAAUCUCGUAACCUAGAAAGUACCUAGAAAGAGUUCUCGACUUUAUAAUGUGAAUACAUGAAAUUGAAGGGAGAGAUGGUAUGAAAGCAGAACACCAGUAUGAUAUAAAAGGU